GAAUAAGAUGCGGCAAGAAGACAUCCUCAAAAUUCAUCGAAGUAGCGUGAAAUCAAAACACAAAAGAACCUGCAAAAAUUUGACGACGAGCUUCUUCUCUGUCCACAUAAACAAACCCAAAAAAAAAAUAAAAAAUGCAACAAAAUAAUCAGAAAAAGCUUCCUCCACUUCUGCUCUUCCUCGUGAAAUCCCCCAUAUAUAUAGCUUUGUCCGUUUAUGUUUAUUCUAAAAUCAACAAACCUCGUGGAGAGUUCAUCAGGAAGACAGAAGAACAUCAUUCCAGUGCUGGAAGUAGUACAGAGUAAUUAAGCUCAAUAAAUGAGAAACAUGGCUAUUGCCCCUUCCCCCCCUUCAUCGAUGCUUGUUCAGGAUCAAUGUUGUUUGCUCCCAAGAUACCCUUUUCUUCGUUCUAAUUCACUCUUCCAUCCCCCACUCCGGAACCGCUCCUCAUCCUCCUCUGUUCAGCAUCGAUUGAUUGUUCGUGCCAGUUCUGCUGUUGCUGUUGAACCGGAAGCACAAACUCAAUCAGAAGAGGGUUUCAAAGUUGAUUUGUUUGCAUGCCCUGUAUGUUACGAGCCAUUAGUAAGAAAGGGUCCAUCAGGAUUUAACCUGUAAGUUCCAGUUUCUAGUGUAUGUAAGUUUGUUAUUUUGUAUUUUCCAUGGUUUGCUCUGAUAACGGAAGUUAGAUAAUGUGCAGGCCAGCAAUAUAUAGAUCCGGUUUCAAAUGUAAAAAGUGCAACAAGACGUAUUCAAGCAAAAAUAUAUAUCUUGAUCUCACUGUUACUGCUGGAUCAAAGGACUACAAUGAAUUUAGACCAGCACGAACUGAGCUGUUCAGGAGUCCACUUGUUUCCUUCUUGUAUGAGAGAGGCUGGCGCCAAAAUUUUAACCGCAGUGGUUUUCCAGGCCCCGACGAAGAGUUCCAAAUGGCGCGGGAGUAUUUUAAACCUGCUGAAGGUGGUGUCCUUGUUGAUGUUAGUUGUGGGAGUGGCUUGUUUUCCAGAAAGUUUGCUAAAUCAGGAGCCUAUGCAAAAGUCAUUGCCCUUGACUUUUCAGAAAACAUGCUUCGUCAGUGUUAUGAUUUUAUCAAGAAUGACGAAACCAUUUUAAACUCGAAUCUUGCUCUUGUUAGGGCGGAUGUCUCUCGACUACCGUUCUCAUCUGGUUCCAUUGAUUGUGUGCAUGCUGGUGCUGCUUUACAUUGUUGGCCAUCUCCUUCAAAUGCGGUUGCUGAAAUUAAUCGUAUUUUGCGAAGUGGUGGUGUAUUUGUUGGGACUACUUUUCUACGUCCAUCCACUCCUGCUCUAUUUAGGUCUCUUGGACGGGGUUCACAAAACUAUAACAACCUAACCGCUGAGGAGAUUGAGGACUUAUGCACAUCUUGCGGUCUUCUCAACUACACUAGCAAAAUCCAGCAGUCUUUCAUCAUGUUUUCUGCACAAAAACCAUGAAAGUUGUGAUGUUUUUUUUGUUGGAGCGGUAAAUAUCUCUUUUCAGAUUCUUGUUCUUUUCCAAGUAGAGGUACUUCAUUUUCCUGUGAAUCAAUGGACUAACUGUAUAGGCUCUAGAUGCAAGUAUAAGUAUACGAAAACUGCACAUAACAUCAUAUAUUCAAGUGAUAUAUUAAGAAAGCAAAUAUUGAUGAGCAGAAAGUGCCAAUGAAAUAUGUCACGUAAGUGUCUUCUUUCUCGAAGCAUUUGGUCUUCAGUCCUCAUUUAUUGUAUUGUUUUUCUCUGUGAUUUUUACCUUUCGGGGUGGUAGGUACAUUUUUUGAAGGGGCUGUUAAUGUGAGAAAUGGGGGGUUGAAUGAAUCCUCCUCCACACCCCCCAUGUGGAAGAAUAAUAAAAAACUGAAGGUUAUGGUUUUUCGAACAGAACAAAGGGGUCUAUAAAUCAGAGACUUUUUAACAGUGUUUUUUUUUGGAGGGGCUCAGAAAGAUCCCCCCUCGUGCGGCUCAAACGCUGAUCCAUUCUGUUUGUUCUUCCCUCUUCUUUUUUCUAUUUCUUUCUUCCUUCCACCUCCCACCCUCGUGCAUCUUUGACUUUGACCGACCAAACUCAAUUACUUUGGACAACCUUUCGCCAGCUUCAUGCUGCAAUAGUAUAUGCUUGCAAUAGAUUACGGAAAGCUGCAGUUCAAUAUGUGUAGGAAUUACACGUACCACCAACCGUAUCAGAUUUUUAACAAUCAUUGUCCCAAAACAUGAAGAUUCUGAUGAGAUUUGAGGAUAAAUACAUCUAAAUUUAGCAAAUAUUACUACUAAUUGCAUAUAUACUAAAAAGCUUCAACCCUUGACAUUGAACACCAUGUGUAAUAAAAUUAUUGAAUAUUUGAGCUGCGGAGACCAGCUGUCCUGGGAUCUUCUUUCCGCGUUCAGUGUUUUGUAAUCUUGAAAUUGAGCUAUUGAACACACUUAUUACAUAUGAGGUUUUACCUUUAGAAGAUUACAUGUACUAACGUAAUUGAACCAUCAAGGGAGCUAUUCCUGUGAUUUACUUCUAAUGUUAGUGUUCGCGAAUAUAGUGGUUGGUGCUUGGCUCAUAAACCACACCACAUUGGUUAUAUACAUAAUCGUACAUUGAAGAGGGAGCGCACAAUUUGAGCUUCUAAACUUGCAAGACUCGGUUUGUAAGAUGGUUAAAAAGUACAUGAUGUGGAGGAGGGGAAGAUUCAAAGGGCAAAGAGGUGAGACAGAUGGAACAAAAAAGAGGAAGAAGAUGAUGCAAUGCAUAAACCACAGAGAAAAUUAAGAGGGAAUAUUUGCAAAUCCGAGGGGCACCUCCCAUCCCAGUUCGAAUGCCCAGGCAGACAAAAUGGAUUUUUUUUCAUAUGAGAGCGUCAGUUCAUUGGAUUCUUUGCACGUGAGUUUCAUUUACUUUAAAAAUCACUUCCAUUUUGUAAGAUUUGACAUAAAAUCUCACAAAACUCACCACGUAGAAAUGGGCAAUUAAAGAGAUUAAUCAUAAGAUUGCUAUUUCCCCACGCCCAACAAACCAAUUUCACAUGGGGUGGCAAUGUGCAAAAUCCCGGCCCUCUGUUUGUAAUUUCUACCAUCAUCGAUCCAGUUUGUUUUUGUUGUAUCGCAAAAAUGUUGUGUAUGUAUAACAACAUCCGCUAUCGAAAUAAUUCUAAUAAUAUUAUUAUGAGACAGAUGAAACUGCAUGAAUGGUAUUAUAGUAUUAUGGAG
Molecule: messenger RNA, 3188 nt
Organism: Oldenlandia corymbosa var. corymbosa
Lineage: Eukaryota; Viridiplantae; Streptophyta; Magnoliopsida; Gentianales; Rubiaceae
Source: the annotation of a GenBank genome assembly